CCUCAAUUAACAGUGCUCAUGUAAACGAAGCCGAUCGUUUCAUCGUUUGAAAAUAUACUUUAUUUUGAAAUGUUUGUUCGAAAACAAUCGAUCAGCUGUCCCAACUCCUUUCCAUUUCCAUUCAAACCGUAUUCAAUUCAAAAUAAAUUCAUGCGGGCAUUAUAUUCAGUGAUUGAAAAUCGUAAAAUUGGUAUAUUUGAGUCACCAACUGGAACUGGAAAAACAUUAAGUUUAAUGUGCAGUGCUUUGAAAUGGCUAUCAGAUCACCAUGAAUUAAAUCGAGUAGAUCUAAUGGAAACAAUUCAAAAUAUGGAAAAAGAAAUCAAAGCUGGCGAAGCAGAAAACGCCAAAAGUGAUGAUUGGUUGGCUGGUCAGUAUGGUUUAUUGGAAAAGAAAGAGCAAUUAAAUAAACUACAAGAACAAUUGAAAGCAAUGGACGAAUACGAUCAUAAAAUCAUUGAAAUGAGAAAAAAAUGGAAAGACCAACUGAAAAUAAAAUCGCUUAAAAAGUUCAAAGAAUCACGUUCAAAUGAUUUACUAGAGAAUGAUUAUAACAAGACUGAACCAGUUGACAAUGAUGACGAAUUUGUAAUUGAAGACAACGAUGGCGAUGGGUACGAGCAAGAUGAAAUAGAAGAUUUACUAGAAAAUCAGUUUCAAAAUACAAAAAUUUAUUUCUGCAGUCGUACACAUUCACAACUAUCGCAAGUUGUAAAUGAACUGAAAAAGACCGUUUAUGGUAAUAAAAUUCGAUUGAUUCAAUUGGCGUCACGCCAACAGCUUUGUAUAAAUACUGAAGUGCGAUCAUUAAAGUCAAAUGCUUUGAUUAAUGAACGUUGCUUGGAACUGAAAAAAAGAAAAUCAAAUCAAACUUGUUGCCAAUCUACACAAACGGAUCAAGAGGGACAUGUUACAAAGAAAUCAAAAGUGAUGAAACCAAGUACGUCGUGUCCAUUUUAUAGCCAAGAUGCUAUUGCAAAUGUUUCGCACAAUGCACUCUAUAACUCUGAUUCAAUUAUGGAUAUUGAAGAUUUGCUUCGAACAGCGAAAACUGAAAAGGGAUGCCCUUACUAUGCAGCUCGGGCAGCACAGGUCGAUGCGGAGGUUGUGAUGCUACCAUAUCAGAUGCUGCUUCAUAAAAAAACUCGCGAACAAUUGGAUAUAAAUAUCAAAGAUAGUGUUGUCAUCAUUGAUGAAGCCCAUAAUCUUCUUGAUACAAUUGCUAGCAUUCACAGUGCCGAAAUCACCGCUGAUCAGUUGCAUCGCAUCUAUCAACAACUAAAUGCAUACAAAACAAAAUAUUUGGAUAGAUUUAGUACGAGAAAUCUGCUCCGUUUAAAUCAAUUAAUUUUCAUAGCCAAUCGAUUCAUGACGAUCAUGAGACCAACAAAACAAUCUCAAAUCGAUGAAAAGGUAGAAUUUACAUCACAAAUGAUGCUAACCCAUGAACUUCUCGAUGAUAUUAAUAUUUCGUAUAGUAAUCUAUUGGAAAUUGUAAAAUUUUGUGAAGAAACACGCUUGGCACAAAAAAUCAACGGUUUUGCGCUACAAUACGCUACUGUAGAGGUCUCUGUACAACCAAAAUCCGAUAAAAAAAACCCAGCACAUUUAUGUUAUCUCCAGGAGUUGUCCCAUAAACAGUCGAGUAAAAAUCAAAACCAAACACAAAACCGAAAUGAAGAAUCAACAUUGGAAACUGAAAAACCACUAGAUAAUACAAAUCAUUUGGGCUCAGCGUCUUUAAUUCGAAUAUUUCUAAGUUUUUUGGAAGCAUUGUUGGAAAAAUCGACAUCAACAGAUGGUCGAAUCUUAAUUUCGAAACAUCGAACAAUUCAAUCAAAAACAUUUAUGAAAUACUUGUUAUUAAAUGCAAGUGAACCAUUUGCUGAAUUAUUGAAUGAAUGUCGUUCUGUCAUUGUAGCCGGUGGUACAAUGCAACCCACAACUGAAUUCAAGACACAGCUAUUUCAAAACGUCAUAGAUCGAAUCGAAGAGCACUUUUAUGGGCAUGUCGUUGCAUCAGAAGCCAUACUACCAAUAGUGGUACCAAAAGGUCCCAGAAACUCAUCAUUUUUGUUCAAUUAUAUGAAUCGAGGAAACAUGGAAAUGUUAGCUGAUUUAACAAUGGUGAUUCAAAAUAUUUGUAGUGUUGUUCCAGCCGGCAUUGUUUGCUUUUUCACAUCUUACGAUGUAAUGGACAACUUUUAUUAUCACCUAAUAGAAUCCAAGUCACUUGAACGUAUUGAAAAAAAGAAGAAAGUAUUCAAAGAGCCUCGGUCCGGUGGCCAUCAAACCGAAAAAAUGUUGUCAGACUACACCAAAGCAGUAAAAUCAGCUUCCAAAUGUGUUGAAGCUGGACAACAAACUGGUGCACUAUUGAUGAGUGUCGUCGGUGGGAAGCUAAGUGAAGGUUUGAAUUUCUCCGAUGAUUUGGGACGUUGUGUUUGUAUUGUGGGGUUACCUUUUCCAAAUAAAACAAAUCCGGAAUUGGCUGAAAAAAUGAAAUACCUAGAUAAAAUCUCUCUCGAGAACAAUAAAACUGAUAAAAGUGUCAAGACAUUUUCAAGUAGUGAAUAUUACGAAAAUUUGUGUAUGAAAGCAGUGAACCAAUGCAUUGGUCGAGCUAUUCGACACAUCAAUGAUUAUGCAAGUGUUUUAUUAAUUGAUGAACGAUAUCAACAGGAACGCAUCAAAAUAAAACUUCCCAAAUGGAUCCAAACGUCAUUACAAGUACCAGCACAUUUCGGCGGUGUACAAGGCUCACUCGUCAAGUUUUUCAAACAGAAAAAAUAAGCAACAUUUAAUUUAAUUCUAACAAGUAUAACGAAUGUCUGUGCUUUACUGUUAUAUAUUAAGAAAAUAAAUGAAAUAAAACACAAAACCCAGUUUUCUCAGUAAA
Messenger RNA from Contarinia nasturtii (swede midge), 2899 nucleotides. RefSeq names its product ATP-dependent DNA helicase DDX11. Gene Ontology annotation, biological process: establishment of sister chromatid cohesion; nucleobase-containing compound metabolic process. The transcript has 6 exons. Gene Ontology annotation, cellular component: nucleus. Bases 70 to 2793 code for a protein of 907 amino acids. NCBI's taxonomy places the organism in Eukaryota, Metazoa, Arthropoda, Insecta, Diptera, Cecidomyiidae. The record is from RefSeq and is a predicted model, not a curated record. Gene Ontology annotation, molecular function: DNA binding; hydrolase activity, acting on acid anhydrides, in phosphorus-containing anhydrides; DNA helicase activity.